Gastrolobium bilobum is the source of this 1312-nucleotide messenger RNA. Its product is annotated as pentatricopeptide repeat-containing protein At5g38730-like. The coding region runs from base 1 to 1119 and encodes 372 amino acids. Lineage: Eukaryota; Viridiplantae; Streptophyta; Magnoliopsida; Fabales; Fabaceae. The transcript has a single exon. Gene Ontology annotation, molecular function: protein binding. The record is from RefSeq and is a predicted model, not a curated record.
AUGAUAGUAAUAGACAUGGUUUUUGUUGAGAAGAGCCAAUUUAUUGAGAGUGUGUGCGAAAUUGUUGUCAAGGGUCAUUGGGGCAAUUUGUUGAAUGCAAAGAAUGGCUCUGCUCUCACUUCCACUACCAUACACAAUGUGCUUUUGCAUCUCUCACUUUAUGGUUAUGGGCCCUCUUAUUCCUUUCCAUUCUUCAAAUGGGUUGCCUCCAUCCCACAUUUUAGCCACUCCUUGCAAUGUUCAUGGACCAUGAUUCACAUACUCACCAAACACAAACAUUUCAAAACUGCACAACAGAUGCUUGACAAAAUUGCCCACAAGGAUUUUCUUUCAUCUCCUUCGGUUUUGAGCUCUUUGGUGAGGAUUCAUGACGACCCAGAAGUUAAUUCACAUGUUUUGAGCUGGCUUGUGAUACAUUAUGCAAAGUCAAAGAUGACCCAGGAUGCAAUUCAAGUUUUUGAACAGAUGAGGUUGUUAUAUAAAGUCAAGCCCCAUUUGCAUGCUUGUACUGUGCUUUUGAAUUGUUUGGUGAAUGAUGGGAUUACUAAUAUGGUUUGGAAGAUUCAUAAGAGAAUGGUUCAAGGUGGGGUUGUUCUCAAUAUCUACAUUUACAAUUGUUUAAUCCAUGCUUGUUCCAAAUCAGGAGAUGUGGAGAGGGCAGAACAGUUACUAAAUGAGAUGGAAGCAAAGGGUGCGCUUCCUGACAUUUUUACAUAUAAUACUUUGAUAUCAUUAUAUUGCAAGAAAGGUAUGCACUAUGAGGCUUUGUCCAUCCAGGACAAAAUGGAAAAAGAGGGGAUAAAUCUUGAUAUAGUUAGUUAUAAUUCUCUUAUUUAUGGAUUUUGCAGAGAAGGUAGGAUGAGAGAAGCUAUGAGGAUGUUUAGUGAAAUUAAAAGUGCAGCUCCCAAUCACGUGACAUAUACUACGUUGAUUGAUGGUUAUUGUAAAACGAAUGAACUGGAGCAAGCUUUGAAAAUGCGUGAGCUGAUGGAGGCUAAGGGAUUGUACCCUGGAGUUGUUACUUAUAAUUCAAUUUUGCGCAAGCUGUGUCAAGAUGGCAGGAUAAAAGAUGCAAACAAGCUUUUGAAUGAGAUGAGUGAAAGAAAAGUUCAAGCUUGAGAGAAUAUACAUUACUCAGCAAAUGUUUUCAAAAAAAUUGUUCCUGAAAGUUUGCGUAAGUUUCUGUAUUCCUCUAUUCAUGUGUGAGUCUGCUAUGGCUCAAAUUGUAUACAGUUAGCAAGAAAUAGAGAAAGAAAAUGUUAAAAAUAUCAUUUGAAUUAUAUUUUUUAUUUAUGCCUGCAUAGAUAUUGGA